AUGACUGAGAGAGGGGGACAAGACGAUGCAUCUGACUGGAAUCUGGCCCCCGUGGACCCCUCUGUGGCCCGCAAGCAUGGAGGGCUGCCGCCGCCGCCGCCGUACUGUACAGCCAAGGCAUCCUUUGCUGUUGCCGCUAGCGGGUACCUUUGCAAAACAAAGCACGUGGACCAGUCCUGCCUUCAAAUGGACCCGUGCUCAGUUAUCCGUCUCCAAGAGCCAAUGCACACUUGCUGUUGA
Molecule: messenger RNA, 240 nt
Organism: Podarcis lilfordi (Lilford's wall lizard)
Lineage: Eukaryota; Metazoa; Chordata; Lepidosauria; Squamata; Lacertidae
Source: the annotation of a GenBank genome assembly